Molecule: messenger RNA, 1014 nt
Organism: Klebsormidium nitens
Lineage: Eukaryota; Viridiplantae; Streptophyta; Klebsormidiophyceae; Klebsormidiales; Klebsormidiaceae
Source: the annotation of a GenBank genome assembly
AUGCAGGAAGAAGAUUUUGAGAGGGAGAUAAAGGUGCUGGUGGUUGGCAAUGGGGGCGUUGGCAAAACCUCCAUGAUCAAACGGUUUUGCAAAAACCUGUUUACGGACGAGUACAAGAAGACCAUUGGGGUGGACUUCUUGGAGAAAACCCAGUAUGUAAAGUCUCUCGGCGAAGACGUCAAGUUGAUGUUGUGGGACACUGCGGGCCAGGAAGAGUUUGACAGCAUCACGCGGACGUACUACCGAGGGGCUGCCGCUGCCGUGCUCGCAUUCUCGACCACCGACCGCCAGAGUUUCGAAGCGAUCAGCCAAUGGAAGCGGAAAGUGGAAGCGGAGUGCGGCAGCAUCCCCAUGGCCCUGGUGCAGAAUAAGGUGGAUCUGCUGGACCAGGCAGUCGUCACAAAAGCGGAAGCAGAAGCGCUGGCAAACAAAACGGGGCUCAAGUUCUAUCGAAUGUGCGUCAAGAAGGGGCUGAACGUCGGGGAAGUCUUCGAAUACCUUACGGAGCUGGCUGUCAACCGGAAAGAAGAAGACAAGCCAACAACCUCCCCAACUUCGAAGAUUGGCUCGAUGGACCGGUCGAAGGCCCCGAUCGGCAGCGGGUUUGAGGCGAAGCUCCCGGUGUCCCCCACCAAGGCCGAGGCGCAAGUCAGCAGCCCUGCGCUGGUGCUCAAGCCCACUCGGCAACGGACGAAAGGGAAGAAGCGGUUCCUGGACAAAGCCUCCGUCGGGCAGGGGGGGCUCCCCAAGGAGCUCCCUCUGGCCGGGGCAACGCCCCAGAGGCUUAGGAACUCUCCCCUGCCACGGCAGAGGGAGUUCCUAAGCCUCUGGGGCGUUGCCCCGGCCAGAGGGAGCUCCCUUGGGAGCGCCCCCUGCCAGACGGAGGCCCGCGGCCUCGACGUCGGGGGAUCACCCCCACCCCAGAUCCGCAAAGGCCAAGAGCGGCGUCUGUUCCAGGAGUCCUUGAGGUCAUACGCCGCGGAUUUAACGGUCGGCACCAUUUCACCCCCGUAG